GGUGUAUAAGGUGUCCUUGGAUAGCCUUUGAAGUCUAGUAUCUCAAUUGAGUGGUCUUUGUUCGAGGAGAGAAAGAUUAUCUUACAAAAAUCGAGCUGGAGUGAGUGGUGGUCUGUGAACUCGAGCUGUGAGAGUGCUGAGACUGUUUGGUUGAUAUCUCGAGUUUUACAAAUCCAAUUAAGGCGUGUGAGAUACCCACAGAAAGCUCUCAAGACGAGGAAUCCGUGAAGGUCUGGUUUGCAGGAAUCGGAGUUGUGGAAGGCUUCCAAAUCGUCCGAUCAAAACACAACCUCGCAGGAGAGGAUUUAAUCUUCUAAAAGAAACGAGUUGACCGGGAAACACCCGUUCUAGGGGCUGUUUUCGUAUCAACGAUUAAGGGUUGAACUAGCACCUUGAGGAGGCUGUUUAACACUCAUAUUUGAGCAAGGAAUCAGUUCCAAAUCCACCUUGACCAAAGCUUUGACCAUUGGACCAAGAAGGGAAAGUUUAAAGCUCAAUUGAGGUUGAGGCUAGAGCUUGCUUCCUGUGCUCGUUGAUCGAGUGAUUCCUUGGAGAGAAGACUUGGUUCGUGCUUCCUCCAUUCUGUUUUUAAAUAAUAUUAAACUUGCUCAUGGAUAUUUUACUUUAGAGCCUGCGUGCUCAUGUUUGCCCUGUGUGGCCCUUUUGUUUUAAACAAUGUUUUUCCGCUGCGUAUUCAAUUGUUUAUUAUGUAUGUUUAUGGAUGACUUAUGUGUGAAUGAUAUUCAUGACGCCUUGUAUAAUAUGAAUGUGUUGGACUGCGGUUGACUAUUCGUAUUGUACGGCGGGUUGUUGACGUGUCCGGGGAGGUCCGGGGCGUGACAAUUAAGUUGGUAUCAGAGACUUAGUCCAUAAACUGCAUAGUGAAGUCUCAAAAUUCUCUUUUCAAAAUGAUAUUGAAAACCAUGAGCAUAGAAGUUUUGUACUUGGAGAGCUUUUGGUACUUGGGUUGCAAGGUCUCUAAUUGUUAAGAUGGUACCCUUAGCAAUUGGUAUGGCGGUGACUCGAGCCAAAAUGUGUCUUAAGUACGUAUCCGUCAAUUGACAUUUGAUACGAGUCUAACGACUCUUUCCAAAUUUCUUUCAGAGAUGGACCGUGGUGGCAGGAUUACUAGGAGAAACCCGACGGGCCGUGUACCAGUGGAGACUGGACAGGGCAGUCGAAGGACCUCUAGGGCAUCUAGAAGAGCUGGCCGUGGAGGCCGAUCACAGACCGUGAGUGACGGUCAUGUUGACACGGAAAGUGAGACCUACUGGUCCUAUGAGGACUCGACUUACCAACCGGAGACAGAGCCGGUUGAGACCCCUUAUGAAGGGGAUGAUGACGAUGUAAGUGAUGAGGAGGAAAAUGGCUCCUUAGCACGGAUCGAAGCACUACUCCAACAAUACCACAGGGAGCGUGAAGAGAGGAGGCAACGCCGAAGACGCCGAGCGGGGCAACCUUCGGGCAUGGCUUCAAGAGGAGGAAGUCAUGGUGCAUCUAGAGUCCAUGUGGAACCACAUGGAGGCCAAAAUGAUGGAGGUCCAACCAUAAGGAUCUCCAAAUUUAUCAAAGAAGCAAGGGAUUUGGGGUGCAAACCCUUUGAUGGAGCAGGGGACAUUUCAGUUGCAGCACAAUGGAUCAAGAGGCUAAAUGAAGCAGCCCUUGACAUGCAAAUCGCGCCGAAUCUCAAACUGAGAAUUGCGGUAAGAUUGCUCGAGGGGAUGGCAUCCAAGUGGUGGGAUGGAACCAAGAGCAAGUACGGUGAGACCGUCGUUUGGGAGGACUUCCAACGGGAGUUCUUUGCCCAAUAUUAUUCGGAUUUUGAAGUGAACAAGAAGGUGAGGGAAUACACCCUCCUAACCCAAGGGGGUAAUAUGACAGUGAAGGAACUUGAGUACAAGUUCCGGGAUCUCGCCGAUUACAUACCGGAGUAUGCUUGUGACGAGAACCGAAUGGUAAACCACUUUUGGGAUGCUCUUGACUUGGAGAUACGUGAUAGGGCAACACAAUUGCCUAAUAUGACUUUCGCCCAAGUGGUUGACCAAGCGUUGAAGGGGGAGAAACAGUGGGAGGAGAGGAAGAAGAGAGACGCCGAGGAGGCGAAAAAGAGAAAGUGGGAGAGUCAUGGCUCCCAAGGUUCCAACAAAAAGGGGAACCAUGGAGGAGGAUCUUUCCGGGCACCGCUGCCACCGUCUAGGGGGAACCAAGGCCCGAGUGGGCAAGGCUCGAGGUCUCAAACCUCGGUGAUAACUCGUUGCAACAAUUGCAAGAAGAAUCACUCCGGUAAGUGUCGCGACCCCCCUAGAUGUUUCCAAUGUGGGGAUGCCGGGCAUUUGAAGGCGCAUUGCCCACAAUUGGGUGGGACAAGGACAUCGGGACCGAGCAGUGGCCCGACGGGUACACGGAAUCAAACCGGAGCGUCUCAAGCGAGCCGGGGACAUGGGGGAGCAAGUGCGAGCAACGCGCCAUCCGUGAACCAAGGGAGGACCCAGGCUAGGGUCUAUGCGAUGACGGAGGCGGAUGCUCAAGCUAACCCGGACUCCGUUGCAGGUAUUGCCUCUCAUAUACUAGUGUUUUAUCCUUAAUUAGUCCAUAAAUUGAGGAUACUAAUCGCUAGGAUCAUUGCACGAGGUUUUGGGGUCGAACCGGGGGAUUUCGGGCAACUUCAGGCGGCUGGGACCCAGGCACGAUCGUGCCUAAGGCAGACACGAUCGUGCCUCCAAGUCAGUAGCUGCCCAGGAAUAUUCCCAGCCCAGGCACGAUCGUGCCUAAGGCAGACACGAUCGUGCCUACAAGGCAGUAGCUGCCCAGGGUUUUUCUCCAAACCAGGCACGAUCGUGCCUAAGGCAGACACGAUCGUGCCUCCAAGUCAGUGGUUCCCAGGAUUUUUCCAACCCAGGCACGAUCGUGCCUAAGGCAGACACGAUCGUGCCUCCAAGGCAGUAGCCCCAGGGCGUUUUCCUGAGCUAGGCACGAUCGUGCCUACCCGGGCACACCGUGCCUGGCACCCAGAUUGCCGAAACCCGAUUUUUUCGCAUCGUUUUGCGACGUUAAGGCCUCUUCUUGAUCUCUAACGUGCGUGUGAACAUUGCAACCUUCUAUAAAUGAGUAGGGAGGAUAGGAAAGAUGUCUUACAUGGUUCAUGAAUGUAGGGACACUAAAGAUUAACGGGAAGGAUGCACGAAUCCUUAUCGAUACCGGAGCGCAACGUUCAUUCGUGAGUGAGGCGUUUGCCGAGAGCUUAGAGAUGCAAUCAAUACCAAUGACACAAACCUUAGUGGUAUCAACCCCACUAGGGGAAGACGUUGAAAGAAACAAUUACUAUCCAUCUUGUAUGGUGGAAAUCGGUGGCCAAACCUUGAUGUGUGAUUUCGUACCGCUGAGUAUGAUGGAGUUCGAUGCAAUCCUAGGGAUGGAUUGGCUAGAAAAGCAUCAUGCUAGGGUAGAUUGCUACACAAAGGUGUUGGAACUCGAAGGCACACAUGGGGACACCCUACGCUUCGAGGGGGACCGCGGCAAAUCAAAUAGUUGUAUCAUAUCCGCCGUGAGAGCGAGAAAUAUGAUGAGGAAGGGAUGCCACGCAUAUCUAGCAUACGUGGUUGACAAAACCAAAGAGGGAACGAACAUCGAUGAUGUGAGGGUGGUUUGUAAGUAUCCGGAUGUCUUCCCUAAAGACCUACCGGGGCUUCCACCUGACAGAGAGAUUGAAUUUGUGAUCGAGGUCGAGCCUGGUACCAAACCAAUCUCCAUACCGCCAUACCGGAUGGCACCCGCUGAACUUAACGAGUUGAAAACCCAAUUGCAAGAGCUUUUGGAUAACGGUUUCAUUAGACCAAGCCACUCCCCGUGGGGAGCACCGGUUCUUUUUGUGAAAAAGAAAGAUGGGACACUUCGAAUGUGCAUUGACUAUCGUCAACUGAACAAGGUCACAAUCAAGAAUAGGUAUCCGUUGCCUAGGAUUGAUGACUUGUUUGAUCAACUACGAGGAGCAACCGUGUUUUCGAAGAUUGACUUAAGGUCGGGGUACCAUCAAUUGAAGAUUAAGGAAGAUGACAUACCAAAGAGUGCUUUCCGCACAAGGUAUGGGCAUUUUGAGUUCCUUGUUAUGUCGUUUGGGUUAACAAACGCCCCGGCGGCAUUCAUGGACUUGAUGAACCGAGUAUUUCAUAAAUACUUGGAUCGAUUCGUGAUUGUGUUCAUAGAUGACAUCUUGAUUUACUCAAAGAGUGAAGAAGAGCAUGAGGAGCACUUGAUACUUGUUCUUGAAACACUACGGGAGAAGCAACUCUAUGCCAAAUUUUCUAAAUGUGAAUUUUGGCUAAAGGAGAUUGGCUUCCUCGGGCACGUGGUUUCGGGAUCGGGGAUUGCUGUUGAUAACAAGAAGAUAGAAGCCAUUACUGAAUGGGAGAGGCCAAAGAACGUCAAGGAAAUUCGUAGUUUCCUUGGAUUGGCAGGCUACUAUAGAAAGUUCGUGGAAAAGUUCUCUGUUUUGGCAUCGCCAUUGACGAAGCUCACUCGUAAAGGAGCUAAGUUUGUAUGGGAUGACAAAUGUGAGAAAGGGUUCAUGGAACUAAAGAAGAGAUUGACUGAGG
Cuscuta epithymum is the source of this 4592-nucleotide messenger RNA. NCBI's taxonomy places the organism in Eukaryota, Viridiplantae, Streptophyta, Magnoliopsida, Solanales, Convolvulaceae. The record is from the annotation of a GenBank genome assembly.